GCGCCGUAUCAUACAGCGACGACGACUUCGCUGACGAGGACUUUUCUGACUCCGAAGACGACGAAGGGGAUGUGGAACCAGUGCGCCGUGCCAGCCACGGCAGGCCCGAGCACCCGCGGCCUGGGAACCCCGAGCCGCCGGACGGGCUUCGCACUGAGAGGACCGAUAGAACAAUCGACCCGCGCACUUUUCUCGACGAGAACGAGCGGGACCGCUGGGAUGCUUCCGUUGGCACCUCCGGAGCAAG
This is a messenger RNA of Symbiodinium sp. CCMP2592, 247 nucleotides long. The record is from the annotation of a GenBank genome assembly. NCBI's taxonomy places the organism in Eukaryota, Dinophyceae, Suessiales, Symbiodiniaceae.